UUUUAAACAUACAAGCAUCUAUUCUUUUUGCUCUUACAUUUAUCUACAGAACUUUUUUUUUAUAUCUUUUGUUAUUACAAUUAUUUCAUUUUAAAUAAUAGUGGUUAAUUAUGAGCCUUCAAGAAAAUCAAGUGUUAAAUGACGUUUUGAACAAAAACACAAAUUCAGACCAAAAUUCAAGAACGGAUAGUUUCAAACCACAACAACAAUCAACAGAAUAUUCUAAUAACGAUAUACAUCCUUCUUCUAAAAAGGAUGCUAUGCAUUUAAAUUUAAAAGAGAAUAUAUCAUCUAAAUUUAGCGCUCUUUUACGUCAUUGUGAGGAAGCCAUGAAACAGGUAGAAAAGGACCAAGAAAAUUGCAAAAAUAAUCCUGAUUCUACUUCUUUACGCUCACUUUCAACUAGUAGAGACAGAUUAUUUCACACUUUUAAACAAUUUGAAGAACACAUGAAAAGAAUGUUUCAAACAGUCGACCAACAGUUACCUCCUGAUUAUCGACUUCAUCAAGAUUCACCUCUACCCUCUCCUAAUCAUAAUGAGCAGAGUACCUUGAAGGAACCUCAUCUUGAUCAUGAGCAGACACUUGAAAGCCAACAACUAAACCACAACAUGUCAUCUCCUACUGGAACUGAAGGCAGCUUUAAUAAUUUAUUCAAAAAAAAGAAUAAAGAAAGAAUGCCUGGAGCUUUUGAUUUUUACAGUAGUGGUGAAGAAGAAGAUAAUAAUAUCCCUGAACAACAAGGACAGGAUAUCAAGGACUUUAGUCCAAGAGAUUCAUUUCAUACACAACCUUCACUCAGUUUGAAAGACAACGAACCUAUUGGACUCAACAAUGAGGGGUCUACUUUUAGUUCUCCUGUACCUCAGUCUCAUUUGAAACCAGGUUUGACUAACGAAGAAGAUUUUACUUUGCCAUCAACUUCAAAUAAUUCAAAUCUCUUGACAUCAUUAAGAAAUGUAGGUCAGAAUGACGAAAUAUGUAAGAAGGAUAAUGAUGAUAUAACCAAAAAUGAGAAGGAUGAUCAUUUAAACAAGAAUUCUGAUCAUUUUGUUGGCUACUACGGCGGUCUUCAACCACUUGAUGAAAAUGAUGCACGCCUUGCUACGUCUGUGCAUGCAACAGAGGGCGCUUGGGUCAAGCCUACCACCACCUUGAAUGCUUCGAAUAAUAAUACUAAUCAUGAAUAUCAAGAUCAUCAUAAUCAAGCUCAAAGAAAUUCAUCGCAUUCAAGUCACAGUCUCAAUCCUACUCUUAAUCCUGGUUUCUUGGAAGAGACGCCUAACCAAAAUGCAUCUACCUUAUGCUUACCACCUGAAGCAGAUUUGGCUCCUACGAGCAAAAGCCAGUCUGCAGUGAGUGACAAUCCAUCUAAUCGAGAACAUUCAAAUUCAAGCGCCAAAGAUAUUAUGCAUAAUUAUAUUCAACGUAACAGUACAAGUGAAACCCCUUCUUCAAUUGGCGCUAAUGCUGGUGCAACUGUUGCUUCUUUUAUCCCUAAUAGCGCUCAAUAUAUGAAUCAUUCGCAUGAUAAUCCUCAUUCUCCUUCUUCCCUUGAUGCUACCUCAUCUGAUUUGAUCGACAAUGAUAAAGUCGUUCCUGCUAAGAAUGAAAAGAGAAAUUCCUUGAUCUCAUUUCCUGGAGCCUCUGUCAUGGCAGCCGGUUUGAGUGUUGCUGCAGAAAAGCUAGGCCUCCGUCAAACAACCUCAAACGAUGCCGCCCAUAACAAGCAUGAUGUUGAUAAUUCUGAAAAUUCACCUAUUGUUAGCGAAAUUCGUCAUACAAAUCAAGAUCCAGCCAUUGCUAAUCCAGUUUCUGAAUUACCUCAUCAGGCUGAGCCUAAAAUAUUGAAUGAAUUCAAUCAUCCUAAUGCGCCUGCAUCAGAAAAACAAGAUGAUGCGGCAGCCAUUAUCAAAGAAAUACGUAAUGCUGAUAGCGCAGACCCUAAAGCUAAUUAUUACAAGGAAAUAUUCCAGGGCGGUCUUGGUGGUGACAGCACAGAGCCGAUUAUUAAGAAUGCUCAAGAUGCUGAACUUGAUCCUGCUGAUCAACCUUCAUUUGCUGAUCAAGAGCGACUUAGACAAGAAGCAAUUAGGAAUCGUAACUUGCGCAACCAAUCAGCAUUAAGAAGAGAAUCCUUUGAAGGCGGUCUUGGUGGUGACAGUACAGAACCAAUCAUCAAGAAUGCCCAGGAUGCUGAACUUGAUCCUGCUGAUCAACCUUCAUUUGCUGAUCAAGAGCGACUUAGACAAGAAGCAAUUAGGAAUCGUAACUUGCGCAACCAAUCAGCAUUAAGAAGAGAAUCCUUUGAAGGCGGUCUUGGUGGUGACAGUACAGAACCAAUCAUCAAGAAUGCCCAGGAUGCUGAACUUGAUCCUGCUGAUCAACCUUCAUUUGCUGAUCAAGAGCGACUUAGACAAGAAGCAAUUAGGAAUCGUAACUUGCGCAACCAAUCAGCAUUAAGAAGAGAAUCCUUUGAAGGCGGUCUUGGUGGUGACAGUACAGAACCAAUCAUCAAGAAUGCCCAGGAUGCUGAACUUGAUCCUGCUGAUCAACCUUCAUUUGCUGAUCAAGAGCGACUUAGACAAGAAGCAAUUAGGAAUCGUAACUUGCGCAACCAAUCAGCAUUAAGAAGAGAAUCCUUUGAAGGCGGUCUUGGUGGUGACAGUACAGAACCAAUCAUCAAGAAUGCCCAGGAUGCUGAACUUGAUCCUGCUGAUCAACCUUCAUUUGCUGAUCAGGAACGACUUAGACAAGAAGCAAUUAAGAAUCGAGAUUUGCGCAACCAAUCAGCAUUAAGAAGAGAAUCAUUCCAAGGUGGUCUUGGUGGUGACAGCACAGAACCAAUCAUCAAGAAUGCCCAGGAUACUGAACUCGAUCCUGCUGAUCAACCUUCAUUUGCUGAUCAAGAGCGACUUAGACAAGAAGCAAUUAGGAAUCGUGACUUGCGUAAUCAAUCAGCAUUAAGAAGAGAAUCAUUCCAAGGUGGUCUUGGUGGUGAUAGUACAGAACCAAUCAUCAAGAAUGCCCAGGAUACUGAACUCGAUCCUGCUGAUCAACCUUCAUUUGCUGAUCAAGAGCGACUUAGACAAGAAGCAAUUAGGAAUCGUGACUUGCGUAAUCAAUCAGCAUUAAGAAGAGAAUCAUUCCAAGGUGGUCUUGGUGGUGAUAGUACAGAGCCGAUUAUCAAAAAUGCCCAAGAUGCUGAACUCGAUCCUGCUGAUCAACCUUCAUUUGCUGAUCAAGAAUCCAGACGCAGAAAUAAUGCGGUUCCUGACGAAAUUGCUGAAAAUUGGAGCGACCAGCUGAAGAAGAAUAUUGCAGAAGCCCCUCGUUUUAAAGACGAUAAUGAUAAAGUUAGUAAUCCUUAUGAACAAACUCCUAAGGCUUCCAAUACUACUCCCGGCUUUGUCUCAACUCUUGCGGGUCUUGGAGCUAUGAUGGGUGUUUCUAAUGCGCCUAUGAAUAUUAGUCCAGAAACCAAUAAUGAUGAAGAUGACAGUAAGCUGAAGGAUAUGAAAGAUGACACUUCAGACACCAUUGAUAAUUCAACCUUUACUGAAACAAUUUUUAAAGGCAUUGACGGUGCUAAAUCAGCUGUUACUGGUGCUGUUCACUCUGUUGUAUCGCCUAUUAUGAAUGCUAUGGAAUAUCACUCUAAUGAAAAUGAUUCUACCCCUAGUGAAUUGAUGCCUAGUCGUAGUACAACUAAUGGUGCGUUUACGUCUCCUGUCAAUACAGCUGAUACACCAUCAUUAGCAAUUGGAAAUAACAAACUUAAUAAUGACAAAGACAUGACUCCUACUGAACAACCUACUAUUCUUGAUAAAUUAACUGAUCAAGGCUUAUCAUUGUUAAGGCCUUCUGAAAAGCAAGUUACUGCUGGUCAAUUGAAAGAAGUUGCUGAUCAUGUUGCUAAAACUAAAAAUGAACCAGUUGGUGGAUUCAACAAUGACGAAGUAAUCUCUACACCUGCGCUUGCCGAUAUUGCUAAAAGAAUUGAUGAAGAUCAAUUUAAUAUGCAUGAUAAUGAUGUCGAUUCAAGCAAAGAUAACAGCUCCUCUAAAAAUGAUGUUGUUGUCAUGGUAAAUCAUUUAACUUCUCUUCCAGAAGCUAUUGGUAAUAAUGUCAUGAUUGAAACGGCAAAUAAUAACGAUCUUCCUGUUACUAUUCCCGAAGUUAAUCCAGCAGAUAUUUCAAAGGAUCAAAACUCAACUGAAGGACUAAAUAUCCCAAUCAUGGUUAAAAGACGCUCAACACAAGGAACACCUAUGUCUGAAAACUCAAGUAUUUUAUCUGACAAGUCUGGAGCAAUUUCUCCUCCACCUUCUGCAAACAAUAAUUCUACAACAUUCAGUAUGCCUGAACCCAUCGAUAAAAUUGACGAUAAAUUGAAUGAUUACAAACAUGAACACUCUAAUCAUACCAUGAACAACAUGGAAAAGGAGGUCCCCAGAACCAAUCACACUAAUGUAUUUAACAGUGCUGUCCCUACUCACAGCAACAAUAACGGUUCGAAUGAUACAAAUGAAGGUGAUUCUACUAGAAAUGUCCUCUCUUCUUCAAGAUCGAUGCCUAUUCCACAACUGUUUAAUCCCAAUCAAACAGGCUCUCAAUUAACUUCUAACGCGGAUAAUUUAAAAUCAAGCAAAUCAGACACUGAUACUCACAUUAAUUAUUCUAACUCUGCUGGUUCAUUGCCUAUUGCCACUAGUAAGCUCCCUUUAGGCCUUGAUAGUUUAAAAACUAGCCCCUCUGGUAAGCUAAACUUAACUCAUUGUAGUCCUAAUUUUAAUACAGAUAGUAUACCCUAUGUAAACUAUUCAGAUUCUGUACCUGAAAUCCCAUUGACUGAAUCUUCACCCCAAACUAGCCAAAAUAAUCAAGACGAUAUCAAUAUUGUCAAAGCUCCAAAGUUUGAUCCAAGUCUUCCUAAGUUCCAAAAUUCUGAAGAUUUUAGUAGAGAUUCUAGCUUUAACUCUUUAGAUGCUCAUCCUGUAACUACAGUCGUAAAGAAUCUUGGUAGUGAUUUGCAUGAUGUUGAUGAUUAUAAUAAGAUGAGUUCUAUGAACAAUACUUUGAAUCAAUCUGAUAUUGAUAUCCCUAAUACUCCUCAUUAUAAUUAUUCCAAGCCAUUUGAUGAUACGUCUAACUUGCCUGAAAAACUUAAUACUCCUAAGAAUCAAAACGAAUUAGUUCAAAAUGUAGAAAACAUUGACAAUGAAGAACCUGUUUCUCCAUCAAAAAAGAAGUCCCAUGAUUCUACUUUAGCUAUUGAUAAUUCAGGAAAUUCUAUUCCUCUGGAUUUCAACCAUCAUCUUUAUUCUGAUAAUGUAUGUGCUUCUCAACAAAAUAAUGAUAUUUUUGAGCCUUCACAACAAUUUACACCUAGCGCCCUUGACACACCUAACCUUUUCUCUAAAAAAGUUGUUGAUCCUAUGACCGAUUCUGAUACUAACAGAUUAAAUAAUCAUAAUGGUCAAGUUGUCGAAGCAGCCGAUAAUAUAUUUACUCCUAUGGACAAAUCUUCUGCAUUACACAACUCAGAAAGCGCUCAGAAGUCAGCUGGUGAAAAUCGCCCCAAACAGGACAAUAAUAUGCCUUCUAAUAUUUCGCCUGAAAAUAUAUCUUCAUCAUCAUUUAUUACCUUGACUUCUCCUCUUUCAGCUUCUGCCGCUCCGUCCCCCACAGAUAUGGGUGAUAAAAAUACAAGACUAGAAGGUAAUACACAUUCUGUAAUUGCUUCUAAUAUAGAUGAACAAAGGUCUACAGCUCAACCUUUCUCCGGCGAAACUACCGAUAUGAAGCAUUUAGCAAAUGAAGAUAGCUUUUCCCCUCGUUAUAAUGCUUCAAUGAAACAGAAGCUCGAUUCUGAUGACAAUUCACUUCAAAAUUCCAAUAUUAUAGCCCCUGCUGUAACAAACUUGUCAAAGGAGAGAAAUAACACACAUGUGGAUACGGCUGUUAUGAAGCAAUUAGAUACAGAUAUGAGUAACAGAAGUCCUAAUUAUUCUGAAGAAAAAAGAAAACUAUCUUCAUCUCUUGACUUUUGUCACCCAUCAAGAGAUGUUAACAAAACUACUAGCAAUGUUAUACCAUCUUAUCAACAAGGUUCUGCAGUAAAUAAUAAUAAUAAUAGUAAAGGCAGCUAUAGUAAUUAUGAUAUACCUUCUGCUGAAUUUAACGAAACUCCAAAUAUGAUGCUCGAUAAUUCUGAAAUGGGUGCAAGAGCUAGACUUGAUAAGCUUGACAGUUUAGAAUCGGAUAUUGAAAAGCAAUUGGAUUCAAUGUCGCCAACAAGCAACAAUGCACAACAUCAAGAAGCUCCUCCCCAAAUUCCCGAACACGAAAAAUCACCUAAUCAUCAUAGUUCUCCUGUCGGUUUACAUUCUACUUCUUUCUAUGAUGUUGCUGCAGCAGAUGCCUUAAAACGUAUUUAUGAUCGUAUGACGAUACCUUUGAAGACAGGUGAUAAAAGCGAUCGUGUCUUGAAGGUUCGUGAGGGAUUUGAAAAUUUUACUGGGUUUGGCGUCAAAUGUGUUUCUGAUGUUAUUUCCCCUAAUGAAAAUAACAAAACUUCUAAUAUCUAAAA
This is a messenger RNA of Cokeromyces recurvatus, 6592 nucleotides long. RefSeq lists its product as uncharacterized. Lineage: Eukaryota; Fungi; Mucoromycota; Mucoromycetes; Mucorales; Mucoraceae. The record is from RefSeq and is a predicted model, not a curated record. Bases 111 to 6590 code for a protein of 2159 amino acids. The transcript has 4 exons.